CAGCCCCUAAGCCUCAGAUGGGAAAGGAAAGGCAUCAAGAAACCAAAACCCAAAAUCAAUCAGAAGAAAGUUGGAAGAAUCAUGGAUUCUAGGAGGCGUAGAAAUAUGCAACGCAAGUUGCAACAACUUCGAUCGGUCACAAACUCCAGUGCUGUUAACAAAGCCUCAAUUAUUGUGGAUGCCACAAGAUACAUAGAGGAGCUGAAGCAAAAAGUCGAUGGAUUGAACUCUGAGCUUGGAACCGCUGAAUCAUCAAUCUCCCAAGGCGAAUUACCCAUGGUCACCGUAGAAACCCUAGAAAGGGGUUUCCUCAUUAAUGUGUUUUCUGAAAGGAAUUGCCCCGGCAUGCUUGGGGCAAUUCUGGACGCGUUUGAAGAACUGGGACUCGAUGUGCUUGAUGCUAGGGUUUCUUGUGAAGACACUUUCCAGCUUGAAGCUGUUGGAGGAGAAAGUGAAGAGAAGGAAAGCAUCGAUGCACAAGUGGUGAAGCAAGCAGUGAUGCAAGCAAUCCAAAACAUGGAUUAAUCAAAGGAAAUUGUUCUAAGAAAGUAGCAGGCUGGUUCUAUAAAUCUUUGUAUUAAAUAUUAAAAAGUUACGUAUCCUAGUGAGAGAGUUGAAGUUUGAUACUAUAUUCUGCCAAAAUGUAAAGUACCUCUCAAUGACCCUUACAUGUGAUGUGGCUUCUUCGUUUGUAGGAAAGAACAAAUGGACAGGGAUCGUCCAGGUUAAUGGGUGUUUUAAUUAGAAUUCUAAGAAGUUUGGAAGAAAGGAAGAAAAAAAUAAUAUUCUUUUUUGGGUUUCCAAGAAA
Molecule: messenger RNA, 808 nt
Organism: Vigna umbellata (rice bean)
Lineage: Eukaryota; Viridiplantae; Streptophyta; Magnoliopsida; Fabales; Fabaceae
Product: transcription factor SCREAM2-like
Biological process (GO): regulation of DNA-templated transcription
Cellular component (GO): nucleus
Molecular function (GO): DNA-binding transcription factor activity; sequence-specific DNA binding; protein dimerization activity
Source: RefSeq, a predicted model, not a curated record